Messenger RNA from Bombina bombina (fire-bellied toad), 733 nucleotides. RefSeq names its product required for excision 1-B domain containing (gene REX1BD). Bases 81 to 533 code for a protein of 150 amino acids. NCBI's taxonomy places the organism in Eukaryota, Metazoa, Chordata, Amphibia, Anura, Bombinatoridae. The transcript has 5 exons. The record is from RefSeq and is a predicted model, not a curated record.
AUGAAAGCCCCGCUGUCCAAUAGGAACAUUAGCAAUCUGCCUUUAAUCUUGUUCCCGUCUGUAGCCUUCAAACUUUCAUAAUGACUGACAAUGAUUUCCAACGCCUUAUCCAGCGAUUUUACGGUUUGCAAACUGAACGUGUAGAGACCUAUCGGCUGUUUGAAGAUGGGCAUGAAGCCUAUUUGAAGUCCGGCCCAGAGUAUGAAUUUCAAAACUACAAAGAGCUGGUUCAUGAGGUUACACUGACCUUUAAUGGCAUCAAUAAAGAGAUCAUCGAAAUGAAGAAUCGAUUCAGGGAGGAGUAUGAACGUCCAGACCUGGCCGAACAUCUUGAGAAAAUCCAGGACUUUGAAAAGGAAAAAUUAGAACUGACAGCUAGAUUACAGAUUGCAAAACAAAAUAUCCAGGAUCAUCCAAGUCGGGAAACCUAUGAGGAUGAGGUGCAAAUUCUAAAACACAAGAUAAUUAAAACCUUGGAGGCAAUCAGUGAAGUAUUGCAGGACUUCAAGUACGACUGUGAGGAAACACAAUGAAACUUCACCCUUCAGAACCACAGAAUGGGGAAUGACGCCUGGAUUUGUUUAUUUAUUUUUAUUUGCACUCAAAUGGACCCCCCCUCAUUUGUUUAAUUUCUGACCCAUUUUAAAGGGUCAUGGAACCCAAAAUGUUUCUUUCAUGAUUCAGAUACAGAAUACAAUUUUAAUAAAGUUUCUAAUUUACUUCUAUUAUCAAA